CCCAAGUGCUCUUUGAGUGCUGAUAUUAAGAGAAUAAUGAAACUAAACAGUCAAUGUCAACUUUAGUCCUUUGUGUAUUUCAUUGGUGAUUUACAAUGCUCAAGCUAACUUUUGUACUAUGUUUUAUUGCUGCCUCUUUGGCAUCUGAGGAGAUUGAAACUUUUCAACCGUCUUUCCUUGAACGUCUUCUGAUCGCUUCGGCCAAGCAAGUGGGCGAUACAGUGGAAGAUGUGAAGGGAAUGGCUUCUAGUUUGAAACAGCUGAUCACAAUGGCUACCCACCCUGAUGUCCUGAGGUUGGCAACACUGUACAAACAAAACCACCAUUUCAUACACCACUGUGACUUGGGAGAAGAAGUAAAAGAUGUCCCUUCUUGUUUCAACAUCACAACAGACAUUGCAAACAUUACGUUUCUGGCAUUCUAUGGUUACGAACUCGCCGACGAAAUGGCAGAUUCCAUCGUGGAGGUGCUUGACGAACUCAAUGAUUGUCCUGGACAAGCGAUUUGGAAGCAAUACACUUGCUAUAAAAGAGCUUUUGAAGACAUUCAAUACGACAUUAAGGAGUAUUCUACGGACUUCAAAGAAUACAUGUACAAUGCCACAAUUGUAUUAAAGGAUAUUUCUAUUGACAUAAGUAAGUGUUUUGCAGUCUCUCAAACAAUUUCAAUUGACUGGGUUGAAUCAAAGGUGGCUAUGUGUAAAGUGGGUUUGCAAGAGGAGUCUUUGUUGUAAUAUGACUAAGUUAAGAUAUAUCAACUAGAAGAGUUAUAGUUGUAUAUUGUUUUAAAUAAAAUCUAACCUCUA
Molecule: messenger RNA, 806 nt
Organism: Macrosteles quadrilineatus (aster leafhopper)
Lineage: Eukaryota; Metazoa; Arthropoda; Insecta; Hemiptera; Cicadellidae
Exons: 2
Coding region: 96-734 (212 amino acids)
Source: RefSeq, a predicted model, not a curated record